AUGGACGAGCGCACGGCCGCGAGGAGCGCGCCGCUGGAUGUGCCGCGCCGGCACAAGGGCGCCGAGGCGCGCGCACUGCUCGCACGCGCCGCGGAGCAUGCGCGCCGCGGCGACGCACGGGCGGCGCUCUCGGGCGUGCGCGACGCGCUGCGGCUCAUGCCCCAGAGUGCCGAGCACCUCGUCGGCGCCGCCGAAGUAUUCUACCUGACGCACUACCCCGACAAGGCGCACCGCGUGCUGCGCGCUGCCGAAAAGUGCGCUCCGAGUGCCGCGCUGCAGGCGCACAUUGCAGCGCUGCGACGAGGCGCGCCUGAUACCAACGAUACCCUUGCGCUGCCCGCCGAGACGUACCUCCGGAUCUUUGCGCAGCUCGAUCUCGACUCGCUGCACAGUGCCGCGGCCGUAUGUAGACAGUGGCGGGGAUGGAUCUGUGCACACAGCGCGCUGUGGCACAGCAUCGUCGUCGGCCGCCCCGCGCCGAGCUCGGUGCCCCCCAAGGUGCGCCUCCAGCGGCAGAGCGCGCUGCUGGGCCUGUAUGUGCGCCGCGCGAAGCGGCACCUGCAGCGUGUGACGCUCGCGGCGCCGCUCGCGGACGCAGACACCGCGCUGCGCCUGCUGCACGACGCGCCGCUGAAAGAGCUGACGGUGCACUGUGCGUACGAAAAAGCCGGCGCGUGGAUCGCGUUUGGCCUCGCGUGCCCUGCGCUCGCGUCGCUCGCGGUGCAUGCAGGCGGCGCACAGACCCACCCGUGGCUGGGGCGGCCGCUCGACAUGCGCGGCGCGCAGUGCGCGCUAACGCGCCUCGCGCUGCACGGCACGCCGCCGCUCGCGAGCGACGAGGCGACGCUGCGUGUCUGCGCCCACCUCACGCACCUCGCGUACAGCGCGCCGGCGUGUGCCGCGCCACUCCGCACCGUGCGCGAGCGAAGCGCGGCGGCGGUGCAGACCAUUGUGCACGCCGCGCAAAGCACGCUCGAGGAGCUGUGCCUCGACGGCGACGCGAUCUGGGCGAUUGAUGCGUUUGCCGAUGCGCCGCAGCUGCCGCAGGCCGGCAUCGCGCGCUUUCCAAGGCUGCAUACGCUCCAAGCGCCGCUCAAGUGCAUGGUCCUGCACUCGCUGCCCGAAGUCGCGCUCGGCUCGCUCAUGCCUCGGCUCAGCUCGCUGGCCCUGCAGGUGUCGCUCCCCCGCACGCCGGGCGGCACGAGUGCGGCGCUGCUGCAGUUUGCGUGUGCGACGCGUGCGUCGCUCAAGCACGUCGCGCUGCGCAUCACGCGCGACUCGGCGACGUGGCUCGUCGAGUGCUUGCUGCGCGUCUGGGUGCACCUCGAGUCGGUGUCGGUGACGUGGGACGAGGCCGUGCACACCGAUUCGGCGCUGCUCGAGUCGGCAGAAGAGACGCUCCAGCGCCCCCUGACCGGCGCGCUGCUUGUCCAGCUGCUCACGCCCGGCGCGCUGCAUGGGCGCGAGCACGUCCUGUGCCCGGCGCUGCACACGCUCACGGUCGGCAGCGAGGCGACGCUGCGUGGCCGCGAGCUGGCGGAGCUCGUGGGGAUGCGCACGCUUCUCGCCCAAAAGUGCUCGGUGCGCGCGGCGCGGCAUGCGCUCUUUGCCCAAAAGAGCCUUGUAGGCGAGCCGGACCUCGACACGGCGCCCGCGCGCAAGCUCGAUACGCUCGACGUGCGGGGCUGCCGCGAGCUGCAGCCGGAUACGCUCCCGUUCCUACGGCAGCACUGCACCGUGCACUGGUCGGCACACGAGGCGGAGCGUGCACGGCAUGCGACACGCGCGCCCCGAACGGCGCGCGAUCGACUUGCUAGCUAUCGAUAG
Molecule: messenger RNA, 1827 nt
Organism: Malassezia japonica
Lineage: Eukaryota; Fungi; Basidiomycota; Malasseziomycetes; Malasseziales; Malasseziaceae
Exons: 2
Coding region: 1-1827 (608 amino acids)
Molecular function (GO): protein binding
Source: RefSeq, a predicted model, not a curated record